AUGAAGGAUGACAUGAUCAUUAAUCUAAGUAGUCACCAAGUCACCGACCCUGAGAGAAGUUUUAGGAGACAACUGGCAUUGGAGGAAUAUUUUGGAUCUAGUGAAAAUGCUGGAGUGGGCUUAAGGAAGAAAGGACAGUUUGAUCCUAAAAGCAGUAAUCCCAGCAUUCAUACUUUUUCCAGAGUGGUUGAACAACAAGUCACUACCAGUAUACAUGUCAACUACAAUGUGCAGAGAAACAAUUUAAAAAAACAAGAGAGAAUGGCAUUGAAAAAUCUGAAAGAAAAUCAUCAAUUGGUUAUCCGCGAAGCAGAUAGGAAAGAAUUCUUGUCCCAAUUGGGUGAUACUCAAACAUACCGCAAAUUAGAUGGAGACCCCACUAAAGAGUUCAAGAAACAAGUGGAUAAUUAUUUUAAGACAGCCGUGGAAUUGAAUUUUCUCUCUAAAAGUCUUGGGGAGUAUAUGAUGGUUGAGUUCCCUAUUACACUGAUAAUUUAUACACUUCCUAAGGUGCACAAGGAUCAGAAGCACCCACCAGGGCGACCUAUAGUUUCAUCUAACGGUUCUAUACUACAGCCAAUCGCCACCUAUUUGGACACCCUGUUCCAACCUUUGGAUCCAAGGGUGAAGGUAUUUAAAAGGUACAUAGAUGAUCUUAUAUUAAUCUGGGGUGGAUCAAGACAUGACCUUGGAGAAUGGUUGCAGUCAUUAAAUCAGCAGAAAAAGAAUUUGAAGUUCAAGAUUAACUGUGACAACACCACUAUUGACUUUUUGGAUUUAAGACUCAUCAAAGUAGAUAAUAGACUAACCACUACACUAUUUCACAAAGACACUGACCGCAACUCAUUGUUGGAAGCCACAAGUUGCCAUCACCCUAGUUUGAAAAGGGCUUUGCCUAAGUCUCAAUUAAAAAGGGUGGUUAGGAAUAAUAGUGAUCCAAUCAGGAAGAUUGAACAAUUGGAUGAAAUGUACCUCAAGUUUAAAGAGAGGGUAUAUGGUGAUAAACUCCUACGUGGGCCACUGGAUGAGGCCCUUUCCUUGACACAAGAACAGGCACUUGUAAAGAAGAAUCAUGAUUCCGCUAGCAGGAGAUUAAUAUUCUCUACAGCGUUUACACCAGAUAAAAUGGAACUACCUGGUAUCCUUAAGAAAAAUUGGGACACUAUAAGAUCUGAUACAUCUUUACCUUUCAAAGAAUUUGAGAGCCCUAUGGCUUUUCUGGCACUGAAGCUGUUAACGUCCUCACUCCCCCACCUCCUUUCCUCCAGUCGCACCUCUGUGCCUGCCCUCCUACAGUCCUCCUCCUCUGCUAUCAUCUUCCUUCCUUCUUCCCUCCGCCUCUUCCCUCUUCUCCGCACUGAGCUUUUUCUGCUCUCGCUGUCUCCCUUUUCCCUUCUCCUACCUCGUCCUCCGGGCCAUGGAUGGCGUGGAUCUGACGAGCUUCUCUCUUCUGGUAUCGCUAACGGGCCUUUUACCAUGAGCCAUUCCACUCCAGCUACAGGUACAGUGAGAAAGUGCCCCACUAACACCACACAGAAAUCUCAUAAAUUAUUCCAUGUUUUAAAGCCAUGCCUGGACAAAUACUCUUGGAAGUUGAUGAUAUUCUCCAAGUUUGGAACAGUUUUGAAGAUCAUCACAUUCACUAAGAACAACCAGUUCCAGGCUUUGCUUCAGUAUGCUGAUCCCAUGAAUGCACAUCAUGCCAAAGUGGCUCUAGAUGGACAGAAUAUUUACAAUGCGUGCUGCACGCUGAGAAUUGAAUUCUCCAAGUUGACAAGCCUUAAUGUCAAGUACAACAAUGAUAAAAGCAGAGACUUCACACGCCUUGAUCUACCAACUGGAGAUGGGCAACCAUCACUUGACACCACAAUGGCUGCAGCUUUUGGUGCUCCAGGUAUCAUUUCCUCACCCUAUGCAGGAGCUGCAGGAUUUGCCCCAAUUGGUUUCCCUCAGGCAGGCCUUUCUGUUUCUGGUGUUCCGGGGGCACUUGGUCCUCUUGCACUCACCACCUCUAUCACCGGACGUAUGGCAUUUCCUGGCAUGACUGCUAUGCCCGGUCACUCGGUUCUUUUGGUUAGCAACCUAAAUCCAGAUGUUAUAGUACCUCAUGGGCUCUUUAUCUUGUUUGGGGUCUAUGGGGAUGUCCAGCGCGUGAAGAUACUGUUUAACAAAAAGGAGAAUGCUUUGGUGCAGAUGUCAGAUGCAAAUCAAGCACAACUUGCCAUGAGUCACCUGAACGGACAAAAGCUUCAUGGUAGGGUACUGCGUAUUACCUUGUCUAAGCACCAAGCUGUUCAACUUCCUCGAGAGGGACAUGAAGACCAAGGCCUAACCAAGGAUUAUACCAACAGCCCCUUGCACCGUUUCAAGAAACCAGGCUCAAAGAACUUCCAGAAUAUCUUCCCUCCCUCAGCAACACUGCAUCUAUCAAACAUCCCACCUUCUAUCACUGAUGAUGACCUCAAAGGACUUUUUGCAAGUACUGGAUGUACAGUGAAAGCCUUUAAAUUUUUCCAGAAAGAUCGAAAGAUGGCUCUUAUCCAACUUGGCUCUGUGGAAGAAGCUAUCCUGGCACUAAUAGAUCUGCAUAACCAUGACCUGGGUGAAAACCACCACUUGCGAGUUUCUUUUUCCAAAUCGAUGAUCUGAAGACUAUCUCCUUGCCUUUCAUUCCCAUCUAUUUUUUUAAGACUGAACCAUGGUUUCAGCACAAGUUCUCAGACAGAGACUGAAGAUGCUAAGACCAACUCUGCCUUGUCCUAAGACUGAACAUCUUUGAAAAGGAACUUCUUAGUUCCAUAUAUCCUGAAUUAAAGACUAAAUAAUGCAGAAUGACGGAGUGACACAUUCUGCUUUGCUGGCAGUCAAAUCAAUCAAUUCUCCAUGUUGUGAAAAGCCUCCAAAAACACAAAAUCAUUUUUUUGUCAUUCCUCAUUUCUGUGUCCUUUUCAUUUUAGUUCCAAUUUAGCCUUACACAACAUAAUUCUGACAAUCAUCCAGGUGUGCAUCUCGUGUCCCCAUAAAAUAAGCCACUAUAUUUUCUUAUUUUUCUGGAAUGUGUUCCAGAUGUCAUUAGACGUAAGCAUUCCUUUGGUUGGGUGUAAAGUAUUUUCUUGCAUAUUUAGCCACAAAGUAAGAUGGCUAAAAAAAGAGAAAAAACUGUCUAAUGUAGAGGCAAUGCCAGGAUUAAAAAAAUAAACUUUAUGUGAGGUUUUUAAAGUUUUCCUUUUCCACUUUUGGCUAUUUCUUCUGACCUUCACUUUUAUAUUGGUCUGUAGACCACAUUAAUGUUAUUUUAUUGGAAUUUUAUCAUUACAAAAGUGUAAUUGUAUAAAUGCCUCUUUCAUAUGUAAAUUAAUUAAUAUUAUUUGUCUGUGGCAAAGAUAUUUUUUGUAAGACCACAGGUUUUUAUUUAUUUAUUUUAAGUAAGGCCUUCUUGUAGAUAAUGGGGAUAUACUAUUAAAUGUUUGCCUUACCACUGGAUAGGCAAUUAAUGAUUUGUGUCUAUUAAAUUUACUGAAACAUUGCAAUUGUAUUUGUACAGUAAAUUUAAAUACAGUUCAUCAUGCAAAAUUAAAUGAUUUUACUCAUCAACUGUGUUGUGUAAUACUAUGGUUUUGGAACAAAAUCAAAAGGUUCAUAGUUAAAGGAAGUCAUGACUAUUUUUUUUUCACUGUUUGUUUAAGAAGUUUACAGUCUUAAGGAAAUAAUUCAGGUCUCAUUUGGUUAGACAGAUUUUUAAAAAUUAUUUUUGACAAUGUGUUUGAAAAAAAAUCUUAAACCAUAAAGGGUUUUUUGUACCACUAUAAUAACAAAAUACUUAAAUCAGAUUUACUGUGUAUUUACUUAAUUUACUUAUUAUGUGCCUUAUUACGUGCUUAUAAUGAAAAAAUAGGUUAGGUUAUUUUCUGAUAUAUCUAUGAAAAUUGUAUUGUGGGCUUGGUGAGUGGUUGUUUAACUUGGUUUUCUAGAUUUAUGUUUUGUGUGUUCUUUAAGUCAAUAACUAAAGUCUAAUAAUCCAUUUUAUUUACUUAAGCUGCAGGGAAUGGAAGAGCUCUGCAAACGGUCUGGCUGGCAUAUUCUAGUUCCAAACACGCACAACAGGUUAUGAAAUGCAACUCAAUCUGUGUUUUUAAAACGUGCUUAAUCAACUUCCAGUACUUUUUCUACACAGAUCUCUGAUAGUUUUCUAUGAUAAAGUUUAUCAUUUUAUCAUUAAAAUUGACUUGGACAAAGUCAGAA
Bombina bombina (fire-bellied toad) is the source of this 4242-nucleotide messenger RNA. RefSeq names its product polypyrimidine tract binding protein 3 (gene PTBP3). Gene Ontology annotation, biological process: mRNA processing; regulation of RNA splicing. The record is from RefSeq and is a predicted model, not a curated record. The coding region runs from base 1 to 2649 and encodes 882 amino acids. The transcript has 14 exons. Gene Ontology annotation, molecular function: mRNA binding. Gene Ontology annotation, cellular component: nucleus. Lineage: Eukaryota; Metazoa; Chordata; Amphibia; Anura; Bombinatoridae.